Enhydra lutris kenyoni (northern sea otter) is the source of this 876-nucleotide messenger RNA. Its product is annotated as C-C motif chemokine ligand 15. NCBI's taxonomy places the organism in Eukaryota, Metazoa, Chordata, Mammalia, Carnivora, Mustelidae. The transcript is spliced from 4 exons. The record is from RefSeq and is a predicted model, not a curated record. Gene Ontology annotation, biological process: lymphocyte chemotaxis; positive regulation of GTPase activity; immune response. The coding region runs from base 49 to 423 and encodes 124 amino acids. Gene Ontology annotation, molecular function: chemokine activity; CCR chemokine receptor binding. Gene Ontology annotation, cellular component: extracellular region.
CAGAGAGCAGAGAGCCAGGAGUCCUCAGCUCUGCCUGCUACUGGGAAGAUGAAGGUCUUCGUGGGUGCUCUCCCCUUCCUCAUUCUUGCUACUGCCCUUGGAUCCCAGGUCCAGGUCCCUCAUGAACCCGUGGUGGUGAAACUCCGGCAAGAACCCUCAAUAAGUAAGCACAUUAAUGGUUUACACCAUCCUGCUGACUGCUGCUCCAGCUACAUACAACAAAUUCGAUGUGCAAAAAUGAAAGAUUUUUUUAGAACAAGCAGUUCAUGCUCCCGGCCAGGUGUCAUCUUCCUCACCAAGAAGGAGCGGCGUAUCUGUGCUGACCCCCAUGUCUUGGAAGUUCAGAACUGCAUGAGGUCCCUGAAAAACCUAAUGAUACUGACAGGAGAAAGAGGAGACUUUCUUGAGAAGAAAUGGUACUAGGGGCCAGCUACCCCACAUCCACUUGUCUUGCCCCAACUCCCUCCUGGGAUUUUCUUGGCCUGAAUUAUUUUUCAAAAAGCAACAACUACCAUUCUUUCUGUUCUGGUUAUAAAAGCUAUGCAUGAAUAAAGAGUAUCUGAUAUAACUUUCCUUGAGCUUUAGGAGGAAAAAUAAACUAUAGGAAUUGCUGAAAUUUGGAUUCUAUGGUUUUUUCCCAAAUGAUAUGUCAUAACAGAAUUUUGUAAAACCUAAACACAUUCAAACUCAUUCAAACAUAGAUUGAACCUGUGUCAAAAAUGUACUUAACCCAUUCAAAAAGGGAACCAUAAAACAGAGUCAAAGAUUAUCUGAGGAACAGAGAUUUAUAUAGUUAAUUGGGGAUGGCAUUCUGAAAUGUUAAGUCAGAGAAAAAGAGAUUAAUAUCCUAUUGAAAAAUAAUAUUGUAACUCUGGG